AAUUUAUAGAUACAGCUAAAAUUAUAUGUUAAAAUUAUUACAAUAAUAUGAGUGAUGAAGAACCAUAAAACUAAAUAUUAUGAAUAAACGUACAUGUAAAAUAUAAAAUAUAUUUAAAUAAAUAUAUAUUUGGUAACCUCAUUUAGACGCCAGUGUUAAAUAAAUUUUGAGGUUACACAAUGAUUUGAAGGCAAUGACUUUUUAUACUGCCCCUCUUAAUAAGCUUUGCCACAUGUUGUUUUAUUCUUGCUUAAGCCUUGUUGAUAUACCAUCCGUGGAGAAGAAGGAACUUAUUCCUUUCAACACAAAAUGAACUUCUGUCAUUAACCAUCACUCAUCAUCAUCAUCGUCUUCUUCUUCUUCUUCUUCUUCUUCCACUCUCCAAAACCGAAACCUAAUCCAUGGAAGAUAUCAACAUGCUUGGCGCAGAUUGCAUGGUCAUAUCCUGUUGCGGCCAAUGCUUGAUCCUUCAAAUCCUUGUUCUCGUCUUCCUCCAACUUCCCUACAAAAUGGUUCGGAAGACAAAGAAUUACACAAAGAAGAAACUUCAUCGUCAUCGGGGAAGAAAGAAACAAGAGAAGACCAUGUCGGAAAAUAAUAAAGAAAUGGAUGGAUUGGAAAAUGAGUUUGUAGCUGGUGUUAUUGGAGGAUCUAUGAGAAGAAGAAUUGAAGGAGAAGAACAUUGUGGAUGUUGUAUGGAAGAGGUUGAGAAGGUGUUGGAGGAGUUGUCUUUGAAGGGAGAGUUUGCUUUUGGAAGCUUUUGGGGUCGGGGAGAAUCAGGGUUAAUUUUCCCAACUCCUUUAGAUAAACAUGAAUUUGAUUAUGAUAGUUUUGUACAAUACAAUUUAAUUGAUAUGCUCGGCUCUUUCAACUGAUCAUAAUUCAGCUAUGAAUAUUAAAUAUGGACUAUAAAUUUAAACUCUCAAUAUGUUUAUGGUAGAAUAGAAAGUGAUGGCAAAAUUUACUAUCUGACCAUGGUAUCUACAU
Messenger RNA from Ziziphus jujuba (common jujube), 987 nucleotides. RefSeq lists its product as uncharacterized. The transcript has a single exon. The record is from RefSeq and is a predicted model, not a curated record. NCBI's taxonomy places the organism in Eukaryota, Viridiplantae, Streptophyta, Magnoliopsida, Rosales, Rhamnaceae. Bases 402 to 875 code for a protein of 157 amino acids.